This is a messenger RNA of Maniola jurtina (meadow brown), 4284 nucleotides long. RefSeq names its product zinc finger protein 676-like. The coding region runs from base 282 to 2747 and encodes 821 amino acids. Gene Ontology annotation, cellular component: nucleus. Gene Ontology annotation, molecular function: RNA polymerase II transcription regulatory region sequence-specific DNA binding; DNA-binding transcription factor activity, RNA polymerase II-specific. Lineage: Eukaryota; Metazoa; Arthropoda; Insecta; Lepidoptera; Nymphalidae. The record is from RefSeq and is a predicted model, not a curated record. Gene Ontology annotation, biological process: regulation of transcription by RNA polymerase II. The transcript is spliced from 9 exons.
AAGAAAAAUUUCACACGUUUUCUUGGCGUUGUUUCUCGUCCGGCGUUACAUUUUUUAUCGUUUAUAUUUUAUUUCGGCUGUUGUAAUGUAAAAUGUAACGUUGGACUAAUGUCCGAUGCAGGAUUAUAAGUUCAAAUCCGAAUCUGCCAAGACCAGCUUACUAAAUAUGUAGGGAGCACAAAAACAAAAUGUCGUUACCGCCAUCAAUAGUCAUCUCAAGAACACCUACUUGACACAUUGGAAACACGCUCAAUAAAUGGACUGCACAUAGAUGCGCAAAGAUGGCUUCGCAUACCCGCCCAAAUAUAGAGAUAUUAUCACAACAUUUUAUAACAAAAAAACAAAAAAUGACAACUUAUAGAAACAUGGAACCUCACAAAAUUAUCUUAGACCAGGGAAAGAAAAUGAGAAUUGUUGAAAAAAUAUCAGAUCCGGCUAAUAAAGACCUGGACAGUUUGGUUACACACCAUAAUAUAGAAAAUGAUGGGAAUUUACCAGACAAAAAGUCUCACAAAAACGUGGAGAAUAAAACGCAAGGUCUGACUGCCAAAGCAACUACAAUUGAAUUAGUGGGUGGCAUAUUCUGUCACACAUGCAAGUUACCAUAUUCCAAUAAAAAGGAAUUUGAUGUUCAUUAUGCUAAACAUGGCAGUGGGGAGCCCAUGUAUGGUUGUGUGGUGUGCUACAAAGAAUUUAAGAGCUAUCCCAGUUUCCGAGGUCAUUGUUACACCAUUCAUGUCAUCAAGGAAAGACACAAGUGUGAAUUUUGUAACAAAACUUUCUCAAAGUUUGCAGCUCUGAAGGAACAUACCAAAAUUAUGCACAUCUUCAAAUGUUCUACCUGCAGUAAGCAAUUUUCAUCCAAAAACGAGCUAGUACUUCACCAGACUAUCCACGAAACAUCGAACGCACCACCGUACCACUGCCAGAUAUGCGAAGUGGAGAUAGAUACCCUGGACAGUUGCAAAAACCAUGCUGACAUGCAUACCGUGAACAUAUAUAGUUGCCCAAUUUGCAACGAAAAUAUACCAAGUCGAGACAACGCUGCCGACCAUCUUAUAAAACAUUUCGAUAAUGUGGAGGAUAACCUAGAUAUAAAACUGGAGGUAAAUUCUGAUAACCCUGAGACGUCGGUGGAAUACUUGGGAGGUAUAGCAUGUAGAUAUUGCCCUGUGGUGUCGAAGAACAGGGUUGAAUUCGAUGCGCACUUCUCACACGAGCAUGGGGAUGAAGAUAUCGUGUACAUGUGUGUCGUUUGUGACAAAUCAUUUGAGAAGUACUCUGUGUUUGCGGAGCAUGCUUACAAUCAUCGCGCUAAAAAUCGAUAUUGCUGCAGCAUAUGCCUCAAGCCCUUCAACCGUCUAUCGCUGCUGAGCGUGCAUACGGCAGCAUGCAAGGCCGACGCCGACGCCAGCGGCAAGCCCUUCGCAUGCUCGGAGUGCGAGCGUCGCUACGUCACUGAGCGGCGCCUGCGCCAACACUUGCUCGACGAGCACGGCCUUCACUGCCUCACGUGCCCCGUGGAGCACUGCCAGAAAACAUUCGCAUCCCCAAGAGAGCUGCUACUCCACCGGCAAGUCCACAGCACCCACCAGAACUGGUGCAGGCAGUGCAACCUGCCCUUCCCCACGCUCAUCUCCUGCUCGCAGCACCUGGAAGCGCACAAGAGGAAGCUGUUCGGCUGCCCCGUGUGCAACAAGACCUACCACGAGAGACACAUGCUCUUGAACCACCUCGCCCAGCACUUCACCAGUAUCCUGCAUAUAUGCAAGGUAUGCGGUAAGGUGUACAACAACCGGCGCAACUUCAUGGAACACUUGAAGACCCACAGCGAGAAGAAAAUCCACAGCUGCUCAUACUGCGGCAAAGGCUUCCCCAAGCUGGAGCGUCUGCAGGAACACCUCAACAUCCACACCGGCGCCAAGCCGUACAAAUGCCCCAUUUGCUCCAGAACAUUCGCUAGCUAUGCCAACUGGUCCACACAUAAGCGUCGCAUGCACAACAUCGAAGAGAAAAUAUAUAAUACACACAAUCCCACUUCUGAUGUCAAAAAUGGAUAUUCUGAAGAAGAAUGCACUCAAAAUGAUAUAAACUAUUCAAAUUCACACUCAUCCGAACAUGAUGAAAGUUUGGCAGAAGUGAACCCCCAAAUAAACGACACAGAUAUUAAACUCAAUUACGUGUACCAAGUACAAGAUAAUGGUAACGAGACACAGACUACAAAUAGUAUCAACAUACAAGAACCAGAGACUAUAGACCACAUAGAUCAAAUACAAGAUAACAAUAUGGAGGCAGAGUCAAUAAUCCACAUAGACAUUGAGAAGGAGCUACAGAUUUUGGAGAACAUUUCGGAGAACCAGAACAACAAUGUUGAAAUUGUGGAUGUGCUUGCUACUCAUCCAACUAUUUUUGAUAAUGCAGGCACAGAAGUACCUCCAAGCACGGCUCCCACCGAAGCGAACAACUUCCCUCCAGAGUACGGGCCAGAGUUUGUCCUCGGAGACAGCUACGGCUUUCUCGACUUAGAUGACCACAUGCUACCUCACAUAGACCCCCUAUUGACCAUCAAGACCGAGGAGAUCAACCACAACGACCUUCCACUUCUAGACUUGGACGCUGGUAUGUACCAAGUAGCCCCCAAGUGGGAGCCCCCGAUAUUCACCAAGGUUUGCCCCGAGUACCCCUACGGUUAUGGGGACAUGGUCGACUCGAAUCGGCUGUCUAUGAUGAACACUGAUAUAUUUUGAAGAGUUUUUCUUUACAUAGUUCAUAAUCGUAUUUUUGUAUCUACGCGUUAAGGCCGGAACGACUUCGUGCGUGUUAAUGCGAGUUUGUAAUGUGUAACUUGUUAUAUAACUUUUAGUAAUAUACAAAAUCCUUCAGUAGUAUCUAAAUGUUAAAAUAUUUCCAUAAAUUACACUACCAUUGCCACAUUAAAUUACAACAAAAUCAAAACAUUGGUAUUUCAAUAAGUGUCAUAAGAUGCAUCCAGAUUGUGUAAUAUGUUAUAAAACUUAUUUAUUGUUAUAAAUCCGUGAAACAUGCCACAUCACACAAUAAAAUAAUUCUUACACGUUUUCAUAUUUCAAUAACAUUUUAAGAUUGUGUAACAUGCUAUAAAACUUGUUGCCGAACACAUCUACAUUAUUUAACACUCUUAUAUAACAUUUGUCCACGGUGAAAAAUAAAUAUACAUAAACAUAAAAUGUUUUAUAAACAGAGAAAUAUACUGAGAAAACCAAUUUAUAACAUAUCACGAUUGAGUUAUUAUUUAUUUACUUUACAUUUUUGACAGUUUAUACAAUUAUAACAUGACAAAAUAUUAUUUAUCAUGAAUUGUUACAUAGUACAGACUCACGUGUUAGGAAUGCGACUUUUUUGUCGCAAGGCCGUCAUUAAUGUCGCACGACGCCGUUCCGCCCCACCCAGCUACCUCGAACGGAAACGAUGAUGUACCUCAGUUAUACAAUAGUAUCUAUUUUAAUGUUUAUAGAGUAUACAUUUUUAACAUAUAUCCCACCAAACAUUAGACGGUUAAUGUUAUCAUAAUUCGUAGUGAUGCUACCUCAUUUAGUUAAGUUUCUCUCUUUAGCUUCGUAAGGCCUCGAAAUGUAACACUUACAAACCCAAUGUCCAUUAUAAAGUACAUUACUUUUUAACUUAAAAUGUUGGGAACAAGAACGCUUUACGGGAAUUUAUUUCACGUUGGCCAUAUAAGAAUUUUAUGAAGAACAGCAUUGUACAUUAUAAUGCACAUUGAGCAUUCAAUAGUUUUCAAGGUAAGUAGCAUUAAAACUACCGAAAGUGAACAACUCUGUAUUUCAAUAUUAUUCAGCUUGUGCGUUUUUAUGUUACGUUUAUAUGCACCAAGGUAUUCCUUCCUACCUUUAAGAAUCGUGCACACUAGUCAUCCAAGUCCAAGCCCAUUGGAUGCAACUAGACAUUAGCUCGCUUAGGCUAAUUUAGUGACUUAUCACAAGACCAAUAUGUUGGUACAAUACUACCGUUAUAACAGUAGACACUCGCUGGUUUAACUGGUCUACGAUUGGUCACAGCUGUUCGCGGACUCUCAUACAACGCUAAGAAUAUACAUGUCUGUGCGUCCAGUCAACGGAUUGGACCACAUGUCCAACUAGACGCGAACAAGUGCGUGACAGAAUGAAUAGUUUCGUAGAACAUCUGGUUCAAUGCGUCCAGUAGUCUGGGACGUACACCCUUAUUCACAAAAGUAAUUAUGAGGUCCAGGGGGGACUCGAACGCACACUGUAGGUUCCACCAAUCAGA